AGAGAUCUGAAUAAUUGAUUCUUCAGCCGCACCAGACGCUCAGGAGCGGGCGGAGAGCGUGGCUUCAGCACCGCGGACAGCGGCACGCCGCCGCAGGCUCCCCCUUCGCCGGGCUACCGCCUAUCCUGGCCCUGUCGCCGCCGUGCGCUCCGGGAACCGGUGGCCGUGCUCCGCGCCGCCUCCGAGGGACUGCGGGGUCUGCCUCGGCCCGCCUCCGGGGAGGGCGGCUACGGGCGGGAGAUGCUUUCACCCACUGGAGCUCCAAGCCUCUCUGACUGUCGCGGGGGCUGCUGCGUCUAGUCGACUGAGAACAAGUCCCUAAGUUGGCGUGGGGGCGCCCCUGCCUUCCUCCUCCUCUUCCUCCGAGGCGACCGCAUCAGAAGCACGCCCCAGAAGCCCGCUUUUGCCAGUGCUGUGAGCCAGGGUGGCUAGGCGCUUUCCGACUCCCGUCGGGAAAUGGGGAGCUGAAAGCCUGGUGGCGAGCUGGCCCCGCAGCGAAGGGCCCAGAGGGAGCUGCCAUCCCCCGCCCGCGCCUCUCUCUGGCGGGGACCGCGGGGAUCCCCGGCCACACGCGCGCGCGCGCUCCCACACUCACUCACACACACACUCGCCCUCACACACACCACCAGCCCGGAGCCUGGGCUGCGGAGAGGGCUCUCGGGCGCGCUCAGAGGACCCGGCAGCUGCUGUCCGGAGUAGGGCUGGAAGCCGAGCUCCGGCUUUUGGAGGGAGGCGCCGCGGGGCUGGCCGGAGCAUGGGGCUGGGUGAGCGCUGAGAGUCGGGGCCGCAGCCAUCAGCCCUGGAGAUGACCAGGAGCGGCCACUGCUGAGAACUAUGUGGAGAGAGGCUGCGAGCCCUACUGCAGAGCCUCCGGCUGGGAUAGCCGCCCCCCGUGGGGGCGAUGCGGACAGCGCGGGACAGCCAGGGGAGCGCGCGGGGGCCGCAGCAUGCGGGAACCCGCUAAACCCGGUGGCUGCUGAGGCGGCCGAGAUGCUCGUGCGCGCAGCGCGCCCCACUGCAUCCUCGACCUUCUCCGGCUACAGGGACCGUAAGUGGCGACUAUGGGCAGACUGGGUUAUUGGACCCUGCUGGUGCUGCCGGCCCUUCUGGUCUGGCGCGGCCCGGCGCAGGGCGCGGCGGCGGAGAAGGGUACCCCGGCGCUGAACAUUGCGGUGCUGCUGGGUCACAGCCACGACGUGACGGAGCGCGAACUGCGAAACCUGUGGGGCCCAGAGCAGGCAGCAGGGCUGCCCCUGGACGUGAACGUGGUAGCCCUGCUGAUGAACCGGACGGACCCCAAGAGCCUCAUUACGCAUGUGUGCGACCUCAUGUCUGGGGCGCGCAUCCAUGGCCUUGUCUUUGGGGACGACACCGACCAGGAGGCCGUGGCUCAGAUGCUGGAUUUUAUCUCUUCGCAGACUUUCAUACCCAUCCUGGGCAUCCACGGGGGCGCAUCUAUGAUCAUGGCUGACAAGGACCCAACAUCAACCUUCUUCCAGUUCGGAGCGUCCAUCCAGCAACAAGCCACGGUCAUGCUGAAGAUCAUGCAGGAUUACGACUGGCACGUCUUCUCCCUGGUGACCACCAUCUUCCCCGGGUACAGGGACUUCAUCAGCUUCAUCAAGACCACCGUGGACAACAGCUUUGUGGGCUGGGACAUGCAGAACGUGAUCACCUUGGACACUUCCUUUGAGGACGCCAAGACCCAGGUCCAGCUGAAGAAGAUCCACUCCUCCGUCAUCCUGCUCUACUGUUCCAAAGACGAGGCUGUCCUCAUCCUGAGUGAGGCCCGCUCCCUGGGCCUCACCGGAUAUGAUUUCUUCUGGAUCGUUCCCAGCUUGGUUUCUGGGAACACAGAGCUCAUCCCGAAGGAGUUCCCGUCAGGCCUCAUUUCGGUCUCCUAUGACGACUGGGACUACAGCCUGGAGGCGCGGGUGAGGGACGGCCUGGGCAUCCUCACCACGGCCGCGUAUUCCAUGUUGGAGAAGUUCUCCUACAUCCCCGAGGCCAAGGCCAGCUGCUACGGGCAGACGGAGAAGCCGGACACCCCGCCGCACACUCUACACCAAUUCAUGGUCAACGUGACAUGGGAUGGCAAAGACUUGUCCUUCACUGAGGAAGGCUAUCAGGUGCACCCCAGGCUGGUGGUGAUUGUGCUGAACAAGGACCGAGAAUGGGAGAAGGUGGGCAAGUGGGAGAACCAGACCCUGAGCCUGCGGCACGCCGUGUGGCCAAGGUACAAGUCCUUCUCAGACUGUGAGCCGGACGACAACCAUCUGAGCAUCGUCACCCUGGAGGAGGCCCCCUUUGUCAUCGUGGAGGACAUAGACCCGUUGACCGAGACGUGCGUGAGGAACACCGUGCCGUGCCGGAAGUUUGUCCGAAUCAACAAUUCAACCAAUGAGGGCAUGAAUGUUAAAAAAUGCUGCAAGGGUUUCUGCAUCGAUAUCCUGAAGAAGCUUUCCCGCACUGUGAAGUUCACCUAUGACCUUUACCUGGUGACUAAUGGGAAGCAUGGCAAGAAAGUCAACAAUGUGUGGAACGGGAUGAUUGGGGAAGUGGUCUACCAACGGGCGGUCAUGGCGGUCGGCUCGCUCACCAUCAACGAGGAGCGCUCGGAAGUGGUGGACUUCUCCGUGCCCUUUGUGGAGACGGGGAUCAGUGUCAUGGUUUCAAGAAGCAACGGCACUGUCUCACCUUCUGCUUUUCUAGAACCGUUCAGCGCCUCCGUCUGGGUCAUGAUGUUCGUGAUGCUGCUCAUUGUGUCCGCCAUCGCUGUUUUUGUCUUCGAGUACUUCAGUCCUGUUGGAUACAACAGAAACUUAGCCAAAGGGAAAGCACCCCAUGGGCCUUCUUUCACGAUUGGCAAAGCUAUAUGGCUCCUCUGGGGCCUGGUGUUCAACAACUCCGUGCCUGUGCAGAACCCCAAAGGGACCACCAGCAAGAUCAUGGUGUCUGUGUGGGCCUUCUUCGCUGUCAUCUUCCUGGCCAGCUACACGGCCAACCUGGCUGCUUUCAUGAUCCAGGAGGAAUUCGUGGACCAAGUGACCGGCCUCAGUGACAAAAAGUUUCAGAGACCUCACGACUAUUCCCCACCUUUCCGAUUUGGCACGGUGCCUAACGGCAGUACUGAGAGAAACAUUCGUAAUAACUACCCCUACAUGCAUCAGUACAUGACCAAAUUCAAUCAGAAGGGAGUGGAGGAUGCCUUGGUCAGCUUGAAAACAGGGAAACUGGACGCUUUCAUCUACGAUGCGGCGGUCUUGAAUUACAAGGCUGGCAGGGAUGAAGGCUGUAAGCUCGUGACCAUCGGCAGUGGGUACAUCUUUGCCACCACUGGUUACGGAAUCGCCCUCCAGAAGGGCUCGCCUUGGAAGAGGCAGAUUGACCUGGCCCUGCUCCAGUUUGUGGGUGAUGGCGAGAUGGAGGAGCUGGAGACCCUGUGGCUCACGGGGAUCUGCCACAACGAGAAGAACGAGGUGAUGAGCAGCCAGCUGGACAUCGACAACAUGGCGGGCGUGUUCUACAUGCUGGCGGCCGCCAUGGCCCUCAGCCUCAUCACCUUCAUCUGGGAACACCUCUUCUACUGGAAGCUGCGCUUCUGCUUCACCGGCGUCUGCUCCGACCGCCCGGGGCUGCUCUUCUCCAUCAGCAGGGGCAUUUACAGCUGUAUCCACGGGGUGCACAUCGAAGAGAAGAAGAAGUCUCCAGACUUCAACCUGACCGGGUCCCAGAGCAACAUGUUAAAGCUGCUCCGGUCGGCCAAAAACAUCUCCGACGUGUCCAACGUGAACUCCUCGAGAAUGGAUUCCCCCAAGAGGGCUGCGGACUUCAUCCAGAGAGGCUCCCUCAUCGUGGACAUGGUUUCCGAUAAGGGAAAUAUGAUCUACUCGGACAACAGGUCCUUUCAGGGGAAAGACAGCAUUUUUGGGGACAACAUGAGUGAGCUGCAGACGUUCGUGGCCAGCAGGCACAAGGACAACCUCAACAACUACGUGUUCCAGGGACAGCACCCCCUGACUCUCAAUGAGUCCAACCCCAACACGGUGGAGGUGGCCGUGAGCACCGAGUCCAAAGCGAACUCGAGGCCCCGGCAGCUGUGGAAGAAAUCCAUGGAGUCGCUGCGCCAGGACUCGAUGAGCCAGAACCCGGUCUCCCAGAGGGACGAGGGGGCGGCCGAGAACAGGACCCACUCCCUGAAGAGCCCUCGGUACCUUCCGGAAGAGGUGGCCCACUCGGACGUUUCGGAAACUUCGAGUCGGGCCACGUGCCACAGGGAGCCCGACAACAGCAAGAACCACAAGACCAAGGACAACUUCAAGAGGUCCGUGGCCUCCAAAUUCCCCAAGGACUGCAGCGAGGCCGAGCGCUCCCACCUGAAAACCAAAGCCGGCUCCCCCAGGGACAAGAUCUACACCAUCGACAGUGAGAAGGAGCCCAGUUUCCACCUGGACCCGCCCCAGUUCGUGGAAAACAUGGCCCUGCCCGAGAACGUGGACUUCCCCGACCCCUACCAGGAACCCAACGAAAACUUCCGCAAGGGGGACCCGGGGCUGCCCACAAACAGGACCGCCCUGCACACCGAGGACGUGCUCCCCAACAACGACAAACACAAAUUCUACUCCAAGCACUUCACUCUGAAAGACAAGAGCUCCCCUCACAGCGAGGGCGGCGACCGGUACCGGCAGAACUCCACGCACUGCCGGAGCUGCCUGUCCAACCUGCCCGCCUACUCGGGCCACUUCACCGUGCGGUCCCCCUUCAAGUGCGACGCCUGCCUGCGGAUGGGCAACCUGUACGACAUCGACGAAGACCAGAUGCUCCAGGAGACGGGCAGCCCGGCCGCCCAGGAGGAGGUCUACCAGCAGGACUGGGCGCAGAACAGCACCCUCCAGUUCCAGAAAAACAAGCUCAGGAUCAGCCGUCAGCACUCCUACGAUAACAUCGUGGACAAGCCCAGGGAGAUAGACCUCAGCAGGCCGUCCAGGAGCAUCAGCCUCAAGGACCGGGAACGGCUCCUGGAGGGGAAUUUGUACGGGAGCCUCUUUAGCGUGCCCGCCAGCAAACUCUCGGGGAACAAGAGCGCCCUCUUCCCGCAGGGUCUGGAGGACAGCAAGCGGAGCAAGUCCCUCUUGCCCGACCACGCCUCCGAUAACCCCUUCCUCCGUUGCUAUGGGGAUGACCGACGCUUAGUCAUCGGGAGGUGCCCCUCGGACCCUUACAAGCACUCGCUGCCGUCCCAGGCCGGGAACGACAGCUACCUUCGAUCAUCCCUGAGGUCAACGGCAUCCUACUGCUCCAGGGACAGCAGAGGCCCCGGCGACGUGUACAUUCCAGAGCAUGUUAUGCCUUAUGCUGCAAACAAGAACAGUAUGUACUCUAACCCCAGGGUUUUGAACCCCUGCAGCAAUAGACGUGUGUACAAGAAAAUGCCUAGUAUUGAAUCUGAUGUUUAAAACCUUCCAUUGAUGUUUUAUCUAUAGGGAAACAUACGUAGCGGCCGACGUGCUGGAGGGUAAAUGUCGGAUGUCCGAUGGUGCCCUGCAAAGAGGAAGAGGAUUUAGGAAGGUAUUUUUUUUUCCUUUUUUUCCUUUUUUUUUUUUUUUUUUUUUUGUCGGUUCUUUGCACACGGCUCCUUGCCAUCGUCUUCCACUCAAGGAAUCUUGGGAGGUGCGAGCUGAGCAUGGCAGAUACCAGAUGGGUGAGUCCUUAACCAAAAACACAAACACACACCCGGGCAGGUCUCCCGGACGUGCUCACUAGGUAUGUUGGCAAUAAGAAUGCGUUGGAUGCCGGUGGUGAUGCUCUGAUUUCCUAUAUUCCAAACCCCAUUACGGCCCGUCUGCCAUGUGCUCUCAUCAGAAAUGCCUAGUGGUCGCUCUCGUUCUGAAUAAGCAGUGCGGUGUGCAUGGACCCCCUGACUCAGACCCAACAGUGACGAAAGCGUCUGCACUGUAGCGAGAUUGACGUGCAAGAGAUUAGCGAGUCUGGCCUUGUACCUGUUUUCAGCUUUAAUGUUACGCCUCCCAUCACUGCCCAGGCCCAGCCCCCGAACUCCAGGCUUCCCCCCAAAGAAUAGCAAAAGCGUGUGUUCACAGUCACUAUGCUACCCUCGUUAGAGUCUAUUUCCAAGACCCGUCUGGAGUAAGCGGCCAGAAGGGCCCUCAGGCGGAGAGCUCCGAGGACCUCUCCGGACGUCAGCCUGCGCGUCUCACGGAACGCUCUGUCCCCCUCGGCUUCGACGGUCUUGAUCGGAGCCGCAGACUCACGCGUGUCUGUCUCCGAUCUCUGACUUGCGGAUCUCCCGUCUCUGACCCAGUGGCUGUUGUAGUCUAUCCCGGACACUUCCCGCGUACGUAAGUUUGCGUCCCCCCCCGCCCUUCUGGUGGCGACUCAGGGUUGUAUAGUAUCUGUUACCCCUCCUUUCCUCCCGGACUGACCCUUGCUCGUUCCGUCCCCGAACGGCCAUGGUGGCGUCUAAUUACGUGUGUGUUGCUCUUCCCAGAGCUGUUACCGCGGUGGCUCGCGCCAGCAGCCGUGUGCGUCCCACGAUCUGUAAGAAGUUCAGGGCCCUCCGUCCGCUCAAGGCUACCCUAGCUUUUGCGUCUGUCUUCCUCCACGUCAUGAAAUUCAGUUGGACGCGCGUUUCCACCCCAGCCUCAGAUGGAAAGCCUCCAGAACAGGAGACACGCUCGUGCCCCCACCCCGAGCAUCCUCCCAGUGGUGGAUCAGCCUUAGUGGCAAAAGUGAUUCCUCUCUCCCGAAAUGUUCACUCUCUGGAGUCAAAACCGCUUCACCAGCACCAACGGGAAUCAAUGAGAAACUCCCCAAAGCAUUUGUCAUUUCCGAGUCACCCCCCACCAUCCCUUUUUUACUUGACUCAGACCUAUGCCUCUAUGACCUGGAAUGAGAGUCAUUUAAAAACACCGGGGCCAGAAGGGGUGUCUGCCACACGGGAAGCUCACAGCACAGGGGGACCCCCACCAGGUGCCAAAAAAAAACGGGGGAGGUAGUUGUUCUGCAGUGACACACCAGAAUUUUGUAGCUUAAAAAUUAAAUAUAAAACCCACAGACCACAUUAGUUAACCCUUUUUUUAAGAGUCUGAAUUUAGUGUGUUUUAACUUCACGAAUGUUCCGGAAAUAGCGAGGGUAACUAGCCGUCAAGUCUGGUGGAGUCGCUGAGUUGUCCCGGCGACAAUCAGCACCAGCCUGCCCGUCUCCUGGUUUCCUCCUGCGUUUUGCUCUGGGUUCCUGGAGAAGGGCACCCGAGUGGCAGGUUGAAGAGCCACCCUGUUUCUUUUCCUGACGGCACGUUCUGUUCUGUCAGUAGUGUUUUCUGGCGAGUGGGCAGGUGCCACGAGCAAUUCUCUUAGAGCUUGAGGACUCCGUGAACGGCCACAUCUUCGGGCAGGUGUGCCCAGUAAUGAUGAGAAGUGGUUGCAGUAGUUUUAGGAUCUUCAGUGGGGAGGCAGAGGCGGCCACGGGCAAGGACAUCUUCCUGUCACCGUGCGGCUGAGAGGCGGAAGGGGACGGCUAAGGCACUGCUGACAAACAUAUCCAAACGUUGCAUUUUCUUUCUCAAAUGUUGUGCUUUUGCCCCAAGACCCAGGAAUGCAGAAGCCCAGACUGAAGGGCCUCAUCCCCAUUUCUUUUCUUUGGCAAACUCCUGGCUGUCUUCUCUUUCAGAACUUUCUGCCUUUGCCCUCCCAUUGCUUUCCAGACCUACAUUCCCCCAGCCAGGAUUCACCUCAUUUCCCCGACACGAUGGGCAUGUCAUGGCAUGAGAUGAAUUAAAAGUCUCCCCCAGCACA
Lutra lutra (Eurasian river otter) is the source of this 7812-nucleotide messenger RNA. It is a transcript of the gene GRIN2A, whose product is annotated as glutamate ionotropic receptor NMDA type subunit 2A. Gene Ontology annotation, biological process: excitatory postsynaptic potential; synaptic transmission, glutamatergic; monoatomic ion transport. The transcript has 14 exons. The coding region runs from base 1062 to 5456 and encodes 1464 amino acids. The record is from RefSeq and is a predicted model, not a curated record. Lineage: Eukaryota; Metazoa; Chordata; Mammalia; Carnivora; Mustelidae. Gene Ontology annotation, cellular component: postsynaptic density membrane; plasma membrane; NMDA selective glutamate receptor complex. Gene Ontology annotation, molecular function: NMDA glutamate receptor activity; transmitter-gated monoatomic ion channel activity involved in regulation of postsynaptic membrane potential.